This is a messenger RNA of Lymnaea stagnalis (great pond snail), 1928 nucleotides long. The record is from the annotation of a GenBank genome assembly. NCBI's taxonomy places the organism in Eukaryota, Metazoa, Mollusca, Gastropoda, Lymnaeidae.
CUGAUGUGACGGACGGGAUAUAACCAGUGUGUUACAUUUAAAAGCUAUUCGCCAUUCUUAUACCAGCAUUUGGUCACUAGAAAAUGAUUCGUCACUGGAAGCUGACACUUUAUCUGAUGCUAUUUAUAGCUGGUAUUUUGACAUAUUCCAUCUUGUACCGGUUGGUUUCGUCUGCAGGUCGGAAGUCACGUGAGGGGAAUAAGGAUAUCGUGAUGUACACCCCUGAGAGGCAGCGCACCGGUCAGGACAUUGUCAGUGAUUUCAAUGCGGCUGAAACAUCACAGGCUUUUGUGGAGCGGAUGGCGCAUAUUCUGGAUGAAAAACUGCGUCUCAUUCCUGCCUCUGAGACGAAAGAUGACUCUAUCACGUGCAUAAAUGAAGAGGUUAUAGGAAACAGCUGCAGCCCCAAGAGCUGUCUUCAGACGCAGUUACCCAGCAGCAGUCGAGAGCGUGUGGAGCAGAUCACACGUCCAAACCAUCUGCGCAUCAGCCGUAAUUUGACACAUCUGCUCCAGCGCAUGCGUAACAACGUGCCGGGCUACUAUGACCUCAUCGUUGUCACAGCGGUGUCUUCUAGUCACUUCACUGAAGCGCGUGCUUUGUUACGUAAUCUCCAAACCAACGUGUUCCCGCACUUGAAUAACUUUACAUUUAUCGUCUAUAAUCUAGGUCUUGAUCCGUUCGAAGUUUCGUUUUUGUCCGAAGUCUGUAAGUGUCAUUUCAUCGACUUCCCUUUUGAACAUCUUCCUGACUUUAUGGCUUACCUAAAGUGUUAUACCUGGAAACCAAUUAUAAUAAAUGCUCAUAUUCAAAGAGCGAAAUUCAUCAUGUGGGUGGACGCUUCCAUCAGAUUUCAUGGAGACCCUGAGGGUUUAUUUGGUUUACUUGAGAGAGCAAAAUAUCGCGGGAUACAAUUAGGAUCAGCACGCCCAACUAUUGCACAUGUAACUCUCACAAGCAUGUUUCACUUUUUCGGUGACGAGGCGUGCGCUUACUCCCCUUAUAUGAGUUCACUCAACUCCAUCAUAGUUGCACAUAAUGAGGAGUUUGUUAAGAAGGUGCUUCUGGAGCCAUGGGCUGCUUGUGCCGUCAGUGGGGACUGUAUGUGCCCUCAGAACGUCAAAGAUCUCAUGGAGAUUAGAAUCAACUGCCACAGAGAUCUUGGCAAAUACGUCUACGGCGUGUGUCACAGGUUCGACCAAUCAGCGCUCGGUAUAAUAGGCACGAAACUGUACCAAGGGAAGUCGGGAUAUAUCUUCAUCAAAGAUUUGAAUUCUUUUGUUGAUGUGAAGCGAGGAGACACAGAUGGUGUGGAGAAGGUAGAUAACCCAAUUCGCGGAAAUCGUACAAGACAAGUGUGACAAGUGUGGUGCUCAGGAGGGGCUGUGUUGGCCUCUAAUCUUACUCCUGACCUCGUUUGUCUUAAGCUUUAUUCUUACUCUACCGGAUAUUCAACGGUUUAUUGUCUUUUGCCUAAUUUAUUAAGAGUUCAAGGCCAUGUGUUUCAUUUUUUUGGUUUACAUCUGAUAAAAUGAAGACAUUUCAAGAAUUGAAACAUCUUAAUACCUUAACAAGACAUCAAAUAUUGUCAGACAACAAGACAUCAAAUAUUGUCAGACAACAAGACAUCAAAUAUUGUCGCAAGCAAAAACAUAUCAAGUAUUUUCAUUUACAAAUAUCUGGUACAACAAAUAAGUAAUGGGUAUUGUAACACAUAUAAACAACAAAUAUCCAGUAUACAACACAAAAUGGUAUCAAUUAUUUUACAACAUGUAAACAAAACAUGCGGGUAUCAAGUAUUGUAACAUACAAACAACACAUCCCGUAUCAAGUAUUGUAACAUACAAACAACACAUUCCGUAUCAUGUAUUGUAACAUACAAACAACACAUUCCGUAUCAUGUAUUGUAACAUACAAACAACACAUUC